Messenger RNA from Myiozetetes cayanensis, 2956 nucleotides. It is a transcript of the gene RAD18, whose product is annotated as RAD18 E3 ubiquitin protein ligase. Gene Ontology annotation, molecular function: single-stranded DNA binding; ubiquitin protein ligase activity. NCBI's taxonomy places the organism in Eukaryota, Metazoa, Chordata, Aves, Passeriformes, Tyrannidae. Gene Ontology annotation, cellular component: nucleus; Rad6-Rad18 complex. Gene Ontology annotation, biological process: protein monoubiquitination; DNA damage tolerance. The coding region runs from base 95 to 1609 and encodes 504 amino acids. The transcript is spliced from 13 exons. The record is from RefSeq and is a predicted model, not a curated record.
GGGACUGUGCGGGGCCGUGCGGGGCUGUGCGGGACUGACCGGGACUGUCCGGGGCCGUGCGGGGCCGUGCGGGACCUGGCCGGGCCGCACCGCCAUGGCCCUGGCGCUGCCGCUGCCCGAGCCGCCCUGGCCGCCGAGCCUGGCCCCGCUGAAGGACGUGGAUGACUUGCUGCGCUGUGGGAUUUGCUUCGACUACUUCAGCAUCGCCGUGAUCAUCCCACAGUGCUCCCACAACUAUUGUUCUCUUUGUAUCCGCAAGUUUUUGUCCUACAAAACUCAGUGUCCAACAUGCUGUGUGGCAGUCUCCGAAUCUGACCUGAAAAACAACCGAAUAUUAGAUGAUCUAGUGAAGAGCUUCAAUUCUGCAAGACAGCAGCUGUUCCAGUUGGUGUUGGACGCUCCAGCGGUUCCGGCCCCGCUGGCCUGCAGCAGGCGUCCAGCUGCCCAGAGCCACGCCAGCACUCCUGUUCCUCAGCCAGAUUCAAAAGAGGUGCCAGUGACCGGCAGUUUCUUGAGAAAGGAUGAAGUCUGCACCUUGCCAAAGGCAGGGGGCCUGGCAGGGACUGAUCAGGGGACUUUCAAAACUGAGGGACACCAUGACCUUCAUGGCACUGCUGCAGAGGCUGGUGAUAGAGGCAGUGAAGUGGGAUCACAGGAGAGUCCUGAGUCCACUGAAAGUCAUGAAAAGCCUUCUACAUCUGUGGUAAAAGGAGUCAAGAAAGUGGAAUGUCCUGUUUGUGAGGUUGCUAUUCCAGAGCAAUAUAUAAACAAACAUCUGGAUAGCUGCUUGACCAGAGAGGAGAAGAAGGACAGCCUCCGAAGUUCUGCUCACAAAAGGAAGCUGAUGUCUAAAGUUGUUUAUAACCUACUGUCGGAUCGAGAUCUGAAGAAGAAGCUCAAGGAACAUGGUCUGUCUAGCUCUGGGACCCGUCAGCAGCUGAUUAAGAGACACCAGGAAUUUGUGCACAUGUACAAUGCUCAGUGUGAUUCCCUAAAUCCCAAGUCAGUUGCAGAGGUGGUUAAAGAGCUGGAAAAGAACGAGAAGAUUCGGGUUCAGCUCGAAUGUCAUAAACCCAGUGAAAAUAGCUUGACCUUCACGAAGGACCAGACAGAGGAAGAAAUAGAUGAGAUCCAUGCUGAAUAUCGAAACAAACACAGAAAAGAAUUCAAAUUCUUGGUGGAUCAAGUAAAGAGCCGGUGGAAGAAAAGUGGUGAGAGGAAAACAGAAAGUGCUCAAAGCAAAGAAGAAGUUGCUGUCGAAGAGCUGCCAGCAGCCACAGAACCUAGGGAAGAGCAUCACACAGCUGUUGUCCUCAGAGAAGCCCAGGAACUCCAGUCAGAUGCUGCUGAUGACCAGAGAAGUGAACCUGAUUGUGUGGAGGAAGGCCAGGGAUCGGCCUCUCCUGAAUUCUCCCUGUCGUCUGGAUCAACGAGCAGCACCAAUUCGGACAUUUUGGCAGACGUGGAAGAGUGUGAGACGUGUUCAGUGUCCUCUAACAGCAGCAGCAGCAGCUCCGUGGCCCUGACAGUGAACAAGAGGAAGUCCCAGCGGCCGCAGAUGCCGGAGAACGAUGAAGUUCUUCCCAGGAGCAAGCGGAAGAGGAGCUAAUGCUGCAGGGGUGGUGAAUCCUCAACGCUGGGAAACACUGCUUGGCUUUUUCCCAUCCUCAGUGUAUCUGCAUACUGAGUAAAAUGCUGAAUUUAUGCAUCACUGCCAUUCCAAGCUGCCCAAAUGACAAGGCUGAUGGUUUGUCCACAGCACUGUGGGCCGUUUACCUUUGAGAUUGGGCCCAGGGUGCUGGAGCCCCGUGGGAGCAUGAGCUGGCUCCUGUCCCUCGUGUCCCCUCACCAUUGCAGGACCAUGUGUUGCUGUUGUUCCUGCUCUCACCCCAUGGAAACUUGCUCUGCCCUCCUGGAAGCAGCUGCAGGACAGUGUUUGGCUUGGGGCUGGGCAGGUGCUGGUGCCCCAGUUCCCUGGGGAAGGUAGAGGGAGGCAGAGGGAUGCUGGGGAAUUCUGCUCUACAGAAAUAGGCUUUUUUAUGUAUGUCUGUGUCAAAUUGCUCAGUAUUAUGUUUCGUUAUUUUGGUUUGAAGUAAUGAAACUGGAAAGAGGUUGGAGAGUCAUUGGACACAAAGUAUUCUAGCUUUAAAAUAAAUAGUAACAUUGAAAAGUCUGAUCUUCCUUGAGAGGUGGUAGAAUUUUGUAAUGAAAUAAAGCAAUGCACGAAAAUGAAUCUGAACACCAGGGUAGGUUUUUAAAAAUAUGGCUUGUAAGCAAAAUACAUUCCAUGAAAAAUGCUCACAGGUGCUUCUGUGGAGCCCUGAAGCUUUGGUUAGAGCCCAUCACGGGGAGCUUGGCAAAGAAGGCACAAAAUCUGGGUAAAAUUGAGAGUUGUGUGCCAAUUAACUUCAGGCUGUAGCUGGGUCUCAGUGUUUGGCUUUUAGCAAUAUUCCUUCUCAGACUGUUGUUCCCAGGAACGUUUGUGUUCCUAAGUCUUGGCAAAUAUAAACCAUCGUAACUGCACAAGGUGAGGAGGUGCAGAGGCAAAGCAGGAAGCUGAUUGUGUUUUGUUUCAUUUUUACUAAACAAAACUUUUUGAAAGACAGUUUUUGGUGUCUGUUCUAGGGCUGCCUUUUCAUCACAGUAGCUCACACAAGGCAUUGAAAUUGCAUGCAGUUGACUAGGGAAGAAUAAAGAUGUUUAUGUGUGGAAUGUCAUGGAAUUGAUGUGGAUGGGGUUUGCAUCAGCUGUUGGGUAGCCCUGGAAGGGUUUGCUGGUUUGGUUUAGUUCUGUUUGAGUUAGCAGAGUUUUCUUUAAUAUGGUCACACCCAGAGAACAGCCUGGGAGAGCUCUGUUGGUGCUGCUGGAAGAUAAACCCCGAGCUGGGCUGCCAGAGUGGGGUUCUGCUGCUGACAGAGACUAAGGGGACACGUGCCCACCUUGCCUAAGCUCAGCC